UAUAACUCCUCUACUUAAACAGCUACCGUAUACCCUCCCUUCUACUUUCAAUCUACACCAUGAAUUUCUCCCUUCUUCUUCUCACAAUCUUCCUUCCCACCGUUCCUCUCUUCCUCUUUAAAUUCAUACACUCAUUCAUAUGGGCCCCAUGGAGAAUCCAACUCCACUUUCAAAGACAAGGCGUUCGGGGCCCACCUCGCCGGUCCAUCUACGGAAACUCGGCUGAGAUUCGCGAUCUGAUUGCGGCGGCUCAAUCCCAGCCGAUGGAUCUGAACCAUCAACUCCUCCACAGGGUUGUUCCUCACUACCAUCACUGGUCGAGGUUGUACGGCAAGACGUUCCUGUAUUGGUUCGGGACGAAGCCGCGGCUCGCGAUAGCCGAGCCGGACUUGAUUAAAGAGGUCUUGUUGAAUCCUAGCGGUUCAUUCAAGAAGGUGCAGUUCAACCCUCUGUCGGGGCAGCUCUUCGGCCAUGGGCUGGUGGGCCUGGAAGGGGAGAAGUGGGCCCGGCAUCGGAGGAUCUGCAAUCCUGCCUUUCACACGGAGCGAGUCAAGGGGUGGGUGCCUGAAAUCGUGACCAGUACUGCAAAGAUGUUGGAGCGAUGGGAAAGUUACGGAUCGACGGUGGGCCACAAAUUCGAGAUGGAGGUGCACAAAGAGCUCCACAAUCUAACGGCUGACGUUAUCUCCAGGACUGCUUUCGGGAGCAGUUAUGAAGAGGGUAAGCUCAUCUUUCAAAUGCAAGAAGAACAGAUGCUCUUAGUCUCCCAAGCUCUACGGACUGUAUACAUUCCCGGCUUCAGGUUCAUGCCUACAAAGAAGAAUAGAAGGAGAUGGGCACUAGCUAAGGAGAUUAGACGGUCGGUAAGGAAGCUGAUUCAGAUCAAUGCAGAAGCGGUUGGAGAUUCAAGAAACCUUGUUGGUCUGAUGAUCGCCUCGAACAAGAACGAAGAGGAAGGAGAGAGGAUGGGCAUUGAAGAAAUCAUAGAUGAGUGUACGACAUUCUACUUCGCGGGGAAGGAAACGAGCGCUAACCUCCUAACGUGGGCACUCCUUCUACUGUCCAUGCACCAUGAUUGGCAAAUCAAGGCCCGCGAUGAAGUGAUCCGUUUCUGUGGACGCCAUGAUCAUCCUACCGCUGAGAAUUUAAACCACCUAAAGCUGGUGGGCAUGAUCCUCGACGAAACUCUCCGUCUUUACGCUCCGGCAGUAAUGCUGAUGAGGCAAACAUGCAAGGACGUUAAGCUAGGGACCCUCCACAUUCCAGCAGACACACAACUCUACCUGCCCAUGAUCGCCGUCCAUCGCGACGUUGAACUAUGGGGCGAAGACGCAGAGCGGUUCAAUCCAUUGAGGUUUUCUGACCCACGAAAGCAUUUGGCUGCAUUUUUCCCAUUUGGUCUGGGUCCCAGGGUCUGUGUGGGCCAGAACUUGGCCAUGGCCGAGGCCAAAAUAGCAGUGGCCAUGAUUCUCCAACGGUUCUCAUUCACCGUCGCAACAUCUUAUGUUCAUGCUCCAAUGCAGCUUCUCACGGUACAACCUCAAUAUGGUGUACAAAUUCUCUUUCAAAUGAUAUGAAAUUCUAUGUAGAUAAGGAUUCUGUA
Molecule: messenger RNA, 1603 nt
Organism: Magnolia sinica
Lineage: Eukaryota; Viridiplantae; Streptophyta; Magnoliopsida; Magnoliales; Magnoliaceae
Product: cytochrome P450 734A1-like
Exons: 4
Coding region: 60-1577 (505 amino acids)
Molecular function (GO): monooxygenase activity; heme binding; oxidoreductase activity, acting on paired donors, with incorporation or reduction of molecular oxygen
Source: RefSeq, a predicted model, not a curated record